AUGCUAAGGCGUCUCGUGUUUAGUGCCUUUGCCGCGGGCACAGCGGCGCCUUCGGCGGACAAUUCUCGUCCCGCUGGAGCCUCUAACGGUCGAGUGCCGAACGAUCUGGCCCCUUGUGAGCGGAGCGUUCGCAAGGAUGCCCCUGAGCUCGUCCAAGUCAUCUUGGUGAUGAGGCACGGCUAUCGAACACCGCUGUACGGUUUUGGGAGUUUAGAGUCUCUCGACUGGCAGUGUCUCUCUCCGGAGGAGACCGAGAGCAUUUUCAGCCAGAUUGACUUGUAUCGGGUGAAGCCGAGCAGUUAUAUCGAGGAGGAGAAAUGCAGAGUCGGACCAGAGGUGUUGGACGUAGCGUCGUUCAGAAAGGCCGUCGUUGGGUUUGGCAAUUGUUUUUCUGGUCAGCUUACAAGGUUAGGGCAUCAACAAAUGUCGGCUUUGGGUCAAAAACUUCGCCGACACUACGUUGAUUUUCUGAAUUUUCUGCCUUCAGAGUGGGACGCGCGACAGUUUUUCGUCCGAUCAAGUAGCAUUAGGAGGAACGUUGAGUCUGCGUUCGAGGUUAUUCGGGGCAUGUACCCGAAGAGCAGAGAGAACGUUGCGAUUCAUCUCUACAGUCCGAAAGAGGAGAACAUCUACUUUGACAACACUUGCAAGACGCUCAGACAGCUUUUUUUGGAAUUUCGGUACCCGGGCGGGAUAAACGCCGAAAAGAGACAGUGGGGGCCGCUUUUUGAAGCGAGCGACUUCAAGGAUGUGAGUGAAUACCAAAGUUGGUCGAGGUUGUCGCCGCCGGCUUUAUGCAACAAGUUGUGGACCAUAUUUGCCCACAAUUUACCUUUUCCGCAGGGAAUUACGCCGGAAAGCGUGGUCAAGGCGUGCGAGCUCUCUGGAAAGUACCACGGAGAGUUACUGAGUGAUCCUUUGGUCUGCAAAUUGGGGAUUGGAAGAUUGUUGAAGGAUAUUGUCCAACAUUUGCAAUACAAAAUAUCGACUCGGUCGAUUGACGGUUCGGAGCCGGCGAAUGGUGAUUGGUCGCCGAGGCUCGUUCUGCUCAGCGGACACGACAGCACGCUGGCGCCUCUUCUGCAGACGCUAAAGCUGUCGAAGGGUAUUCAUCCAACUAUGGGUUCGGUGAUCGCGUUCGAACUUUGGGCGCAAAAAUCUCAGCCCGAACCGACCUAUUUUGUCAAGGUUAUGUACAACUUUGAAGACAUGAUCAUCCCGGAAUGCAACAACCAGAUCAUGUGUCCCUGGAACGACUUUUUCGAGCUAACAAAAUCUAAAAUACCGCAGGACUACGAUCUUGAGUGCCAUCUGCCGAAGGCAUCUGUGUAA
Schistocerca gregaria is the source of this 1332-nucleotide messenger RNA. RefSeq names its product counting factor 60-like. The record is from RefSeq and is a predicted model, not a curated record. Lineage: Eukaryota; Metazoa; Arthropoda; Insecta; Orthoptera; Acrididae. The coding region runs from base 1 to 1332 and encodes 443 amino acids. Gene Ontology annotation, biological process: dephosphorylation. The transcript is spliced from 2 exons. Gene Ontology annotation, molecular function: phosphatase activity.